GCUCUCAAAGUCUUUGCCUUGAAACUUUAACGCUUACUUCAACAUGUUCACGAGUUUCACUGUUCCUUGUACUUCUCUUUCACGAAACUUUAACGCUUACUUCAGCGAGUUCGCGAGUUUCACUGUUCCUUGUACUUCUCUUUCACGAAACUUUAAUGCUUACUUCAGCGAGUUCGCGAGUUUCACUGUUCCUUGUACUUCUUUUUCACGAAUUACCACUUAGGCAACCAAAUUCUUUGAUUCAAGAACUUAACUGA
Molecule: messenger RNA, 257 nt
Organism: Racocetra persica
Lineage: Eukaryota; Fungi; Glomeromycota; Glomeromycetes; Diversisporales; Gigasporaceae
Source: the annotation of a GenBank genome assembly